Molecule: messenger RNA, 372 nt
Organism: Lachnellula hyalina
Lineage: Eukaryota; Fungi; Ascomycota; Leotiomycetes; Helotiales; Lachnaceae
Gene: lcl2
Product: Long chronological lifespan protein
Exons: 2
Coding region: 1-372 (123 amino acids)
Source: RefSeq, a predicted model, not a curated record
AUGGCACGCAUCACCAUGCUCCCCCUCCUAGCUACCCUCCUCCUCAUCUCCUCCGUCUCCGCACAAUUCGAUUUCUUCAACAUGUUCAACAACGGCCAACAAAACCAAGCGCAACACCGUCAAGACCCCCAAAACGUGCCCUCCGACUCCGCCUGGUACCAGCAAAACUACGACGCGGCACGCUGCACCAACUACCUAUGCCCAGACACGCUCGCCUGCGUGCACUUCCCGCACCAUUGCCCAUGUCCGCACCCAGCGGUGGAGGAGAAGUUUGAGUUGGGCGAGGGGCGCGCUGUGUGUGUUAGUAAGGGGGGUUUUAAGGAGGGGGAGGCGGGGAGGAAGAUUGAGCUAGCUAGGAAGGGGUUGAUAUGA